This is a messenger RNA of Tetrahymena thermophila SB210, 1029 nucleotides long. RefSeq names its product kinase domain protein. The transcript is spliced from 13 exons. Gene Ontology annotation, molecular function: protein binding. The record is from RefSeq and is a predicted model, not a curated record. Lineage: Eukaryota; Ciliophora; Oligohymenophorea; Hymenostomatida; Tetrahymenidae.
AUGAUAUUUUAGAUACUAGAAGAAUUUUUAAAGGCUAACUUAAGCAAUCUUUCAGAAGCCUAACUUAAUUUUAGAGAUAGUUUUAUAAAUGAUUAAAAAGCAGCACUUUUAGGAGUUAAAUUAUAAAGUUGUAAAGAUAUUUAAACGCUCUUUAUUAAUUUAAGUGGAAAUAAUAUUGGAACUUAUGGUAUCUCACAUAUAGCUAAUGGAAUAGGAAAUUGUAUAAACGUCUAAAAUAUAAGCAUCAAUAUAUCUGGAUUAAGUUUAAUAUAAUAUAAUACCUUAAGUUAAAUUGAUUAUAAGGGUGCUUUGUGUUUAGGAAAAAAUGUAGGGCAAUGCACAAAUUUAAUUUCUCUUUGUAUCAACUUAGAAAAUAAUUAAAUUGGUGAUUUAGGUGCUUAAAAUAUUGUAAAAAAUCUGAAUAGAUGCAAGUAUCUCUAAACUCUGGAACUAUAUCUUGCACAAAACGAAAUUGGUGAAAAAGCUUUAUUUGGAGAAGGAUUAGGUAAGUGCUAGAAUAUAUAAUACUUAAAUUUAAACUUAAGUGGAAAUAAUAUUCAAGAAGAAGGAGCCUCAGAAUUGGCAAAAGGUCUAUCUAAAAUAAAAUCUUUAAACUAUUUUAAACUAGAUUUUUAUGGGAAUCAAAUUAAUGAAAAAGGUGGAUAUGAAUUAGGAGUUAGUAUAAGUUAAUUGACUAAUCUCUAAGUAUUGAACUUAAACUUAGGCUCUAACCGAAUAAUGAGUAAAGGUGCUUCUAGUCUUGGAAAAGGGAUAUAAAAUUGUUAAAAUUUAACAGAUUUAGUAUUGUAUUUAGAUUCUAAUUAUAUUGGAUACAAAGGAGUAGAAGAUUUAAUCAAAGGAAUUCAAAUUAGUAGAAAUAUUAAAAACAUGGUUUUAGAUUUAUAGAAUUAAACAGCAAUAACAUUUAAAGGUGUAUGCAAAUACAGCCAAAUUUUAUAAGAAUGUUUUAAUUUAUAGAGUUUGCAAUUAAUUAUAGAGCUCUUUAAAAUCUAAAGUAGAGUCUAAUGA